AGAACACUAAGGGGGAAAACCAAAGUGAGAAAUGAACAAACUGUAAACUAUUAGGGUGUUGCAACGAAUGUCUCCUCCCACUACAACGAAUCAGCAAAUAGCUGCUGAUAAAGAGAACAGGAAUUCAGUUUCAGGCCUGGACAUGAAAAAAAAACACACACAAAAUGCAUACAGCCUGAUGGUUCCGUGUUAACACUAUCGGAGUGUGGACAGUACAGUAGCCUGUCUGACCAUGUGAACCAGCAGUCUGGAUGGCCAGUUGAUCCUGCUAGUGGUUGAUGCUGCUAGUGGACAACUAGACUAUAGCAGGUCUACUGAAGAACCAGAGGACUGAGUUGGAAUAAUAACGUGGAGGAGAUAGGAGAAAGACAUGGCAAACCUACUAUCUGGGAUACUCUUCUGUCUGUUGGUAGGACUCUCUCUCCAGGACAAUGAGAAGAAACUCAAGACAAAAAGAACGGUCCCAGAUGUGUUGAAACCAAAGACGUUCAAAGGCAGGGAAUACCAGUCCAACUGUACAGCUGAGACAGGGCCCCCCAGCCUGGUCCCUCUGUCCCCUGGGCUGGAUGUGAGGCUGGAGGACCCUGCAGCAGCCUACACCACGGGGCUCCUCAGCACCAGGCUCAUCCCCUCAGCCUAUCUCCUGGCCAUGGCAGUGGGCAUCCCCUCUAACGCUUUCAUCCUGGCCUUCCUGAGGCUCCGGGCCAGGUCCUACUCCAUGGCUGUCCUCUACCUGAGCCUGGCCAUCUCAGACCUGCUCCUCCUGCUCUCCCUGGCCCUCCGCAUCCACUACCACCUCAACGGAAACAACUGGGUGUUCGGUGAGGUUGCCUGUCGCAUCGUCACCGCCUGUUUCUACUGCAACGUCUACUGCUCUGCCCACACCAUCGCGUGCAUCAGCCUCAAGCGCUACCUGGCCGUGGUGAGGCCCUUCCUCUACAGUCGGCUGCCCAAGAAGGCCUGGACGCUGGGGGCAAGCCUGGGCAUGUGGGGCCUGUUUGGAGCAGCUGUGGUACCAGAGCUCCUGGUGAGGCAGAGCUUCUUGCUGCCCCGUAUGGGCCUCAUCACCUGCCAUGACAUACUGCCCCUGGAGGAGGAUUCCCAUGCCCUGCUGGUGCCCUACAGGCUGACACUGGUCUGCUUAGGGUUCCUUGUGCCAUUUGUGACCUGUGCCUGGACCCAUGUGGCGGUGGUGUGGCACCUGGGUCGCUCAGGCCUCGACUGGACACCCUUCAUCAGGCUGUCUGGACCCAUUCCUGUGUGUGCUCAUGUCCAGGACAACCACCUCCAGACUACGCUUUGCUUCGCUCAGAAGGACACCUCAGAGACUUGCUGUUCCGGUGUAGAGACUCUCUGUGUGUGUGUGUGUGUGUGUGUGUGUGUGUGUGAGAGAAAGAAGGCCGAUUUAAAGCAAUGCUAUUAGAGUGAUAGACUGUUUUAAAACUCUGCAGCAGCUGAAAAAAAAUAAUAAUUUACAAUUAAAAAACAAGGUGACCCUCAAAAGCCAGAUGGAGUUGGGUAAAUUAGACACGCAUUCGGUCUUUAUAUUACUGUGGUAUAGGUUAUGCUGCAGCAAACGCAGGCCUACCUGUCACAAGAAAGAAAAAAAUAGUGACCAUAAUGAGAUGAUAGGUCUACAUGCAUUGUGUACUGCACUCCAUACUGAGAUGGGUCUGUCCCCACCCUAAGAGUUGAUUCAUCAUGUAGAGGUUGUAGUGAAGCCAGAUGUAGACAUUGCAUACAAUUUAACAGUUCCAUUUCAGACUAUGCUAUUCAUAUAAAUAUUUUAUUAUAA
Molecule: messenger RNA, 1795 nt
Organism: Oncorhynchus nerka (sockeye salmon)
Lineage: Eukaryota; Metazoa; Chordata; Actinopteri; Salmoniformes; Salmonidae
Product: proteinase-activated receptor 3-like
Exons: 3
Coding region: 371-1423 (350 amino acids)
Biological process (GO): positive regulation of Rho protein signal transduction; phospholipase C-activating G protein-coupled receptor signaling pathway; blood coagulation
Cellular component (GO): plasma membrane
Molecular function (GO): thrombin-activated receptor activity; oxysterol binding
Source: RefSeq, a predicted model, not a curated record